AGCAGGGGCCAGGCAAUCUGGAGCAGUCUCCCCAGAUCCCGCGUUCCGAAUGCCUAGCGGCCAGAGAGAGCACAGCGGACCGCAGGGCUCGGCGGUGAGUGCGGGACUCCGGCUUAUGCGCAGACGCCGGGCUGGGUUCCUGCCGCUCGAGGGACCCAAUGCCUGGAGCCUCGCGGGCGCCUCUAGUCUGAGAAGCCCCUUUCUCCGCACGCGCCGACCCCUGAUCCCCGGCCUGGUGCAGAGGAGCUGCAGACUCGGGGGUCACGGCUGGGGGUUCUGGAGCCAGAAAGGGAAAGCUUCCGUCCUCGGCGGGGGCAGAAUUGGAGCCUCCGGCUGCCGUAGCUUCGGACCUGAGUUGCCCGAGCCGCUGCGGCUCCCGCAGGAGGGGGCGGGGCUGACGCGAGCAUCUCUGUGCUCAGUUUUCCGGACUUGCUGCAACGCGGGCAGGUGCAGCAGCUGAAGACCUCUUCCUAACCCGGUGCGGGGCACUUUGCGACGCCCGCCUCCUCCGCCCCAUUGUCCCGUCUCACUGCCGCCCCGGGGCCCAGCUGCCACUUGCCUGGCGAUGCUCUCACACUUUGGGCUCUUCUGGCAUUAUUGAGCUGACGCUUUGGGACAUCAGAUUCAGGUCCUAUGGGGAGAGAAGCGUGUGACUUCGCAAGGUGUGAUGUGGAAACCCGCGCCUGUCACCCGUCUCCGCUUGAUUAAAGGCCACUAGGGUGGUGGAGGAUUGCUGCCAGUUUCCUAAAGAUGAAGAACUACACUGCUCAGUGGCCCUUCCCCUUCCUCCGUGUGGUUAUCAUUUGGAACAUCAGGGUGUGCUUGAAGCUGGCGGGACUCCCAGACUCUGAUCAUUAAUUGUCUGAUUCCAUGCUGUGGAGGUAGCAGCACGCUCCAAGGUGUUUGGGUUCUGCUUUCCUUUGCCGCAGGAAGAAUGGUAUAAAAGUGAGGAAACAUCAACCCGUGCUUUGAAUGUGGCAAGAAAAGAAUAAGCGCUGUGAUGAUUGCUUGAAUUCAGGAGUUUACACUGAAAGGAAAGUUAGAUGUAAGCUCUAAUCUCUUCUUGGGAACUGGAAAUUUUUUUAAAAAAGGUUUGAAGACAUUCUUCUUUGCCUUCUUCAAAGUUAAAACCUAAAAUUUGCAGGACAAAUAUCACUGUAUUUGUAUGGAACUCUGGGGUUGGGUUUGAGCAAAUUGAAUGCGCAACAGAUCUUACUGUGCUGUGGCUCUUUGCUUUCCCCUCAUGACUUUGGGCCUUUGAGAGGGUUCAGGAAGAGGAAGUGUGGCACCUUUCCUCUUACCACACACUUGGCUGUUGGAGUUGGUGAUCUGUAUUCUCAUCUUCCCUGUUUGAAGGACUCCUCUGAAGAAAAGUGUGCUUCUUAAGCCAACCCUAGCCUCUCCUCCAUACAAAGAGCUCUUAAUGAUACUAGCGGAAAACAAAUUCAACUAAAAGCUUGUCUGAGAUCAGAAGAACGAAGACAUGGAGUUUUGAGGAAUGAAGGUAUCAUGGCGUCGGCCAUGGGUGAUCAAGACACAGACAGACAAUGUGGUUCAAUUUCUUCAAACUACGGCUCUUCUGCUGUCUGCUUGCAGUGCUGAUGGUGGUGGUGCUGGUCGUCAAUGUUACUCAGGUAGAGUACUUGGACCAUGAGACUGUUUCAGCCACAUUCAUCGACAGUAGUGGACAGUUUGUUUCCUCCCAGGUGACAGGAGUUAACCGGAAUCCUUACUGUGGCUAUGAGCAUCAGACUCUGUCUAGCCGGGAGCGCAUGGAGGAGGACUCCUUGCUGGCUGCCCUACAAUGGCAGGUGCCUGAUGUGGGUCCGGUCCCCUUUCUGAAGAGCACUGACCCUUCUUCCAGCUACUUUGUUAUCUUGAACUCUGCAGCCUUCUUCAAGGUGGGAAGCCAGCUAGAAGUGCUGGUUCACGUACAGGAUUUUCAAAGAAAGCCCAAGAAAUAUGGUGGAGAUUACCUGCAGGCCAGAAUCCACUCGCCUAAGUUGCAGGCAGGGGCUGUGGGCAGAGUGGUAGACUACCAGAAUGGGUUUUACAAAGUCUUUUUCACUUUGCUGUGGCCGGGCAAGGUUAAAGUGUCCAUAUCUCUCGUCCACCCCACUGAAGGGAUCAGAGUUCUUCAGCACCUACAGGAAGAGAAACCACACAGGGUCUAUUUCAAGAGUCUCUUCCGUUCAGGAAGAAUUUCUGAAACCACGGAGUGCAAUGUGUGUCUUCCUGGGAAUCUGCCCCUGUGUAACUUUACAGAUCUCUACACUGGAGAACCCUGGUUCUGCUUCAAACCAAAGAAGCUCCCAUGCAGUAGUAGAAUUAACCAUUUCAAAGGUGGAUACCUGAAGGGCCUUCUAACUGCUACAGAGAAUGCUUUCUUCCAGAGUGGUGUCAAUAUCAAAAUGCCAAUCAACUCCAGUGGACCUGACUGGGUGACUGUGAUUCCCAGGAGAAUAAAAGAAACUAACAAUCUAGAAAUAUCACAAGGCUCAGGAACUUUUCCUUCUGGAUAUUAUUACAAAGACCAGUGGAGGCCCAGAAAGUUUAAGAUGCGCCAGUUUAAUGACCCUGACAACAUCACAGAAUGCUUACAAAGAAAAGUGGUGUACUUAUUUGGAGAUUCAACAAUCAGGCAAUGGUUUGAAUACCUUACUACGUUUGUUCCAGAUUUAGUGGAGUUUAACUUGGGUAGUCCCAAGAAUGUGGGUCCUUUCCUCGCGGUGGACCAGAAGCACAACAUCCUGCUCAAAUAUCGCUGCCAUGGUCCACCCAUCCGUUUUACAACUGUCUUUAGCAAUGAGCUCCAUUAUGUGGCCAAUGAGCUGAAUGGCAUCGUGGGAGGGAAGAACACCGUGGUUGCCAUAGCUAUAUGGUCUCAUUUCAGCACCUUCCCCUUGGAAGUGUACAUCCGGCGGCUCAGGAAUAUCCGUCGAGCUGUGGUCCAGCUCCUGGAUCGAAGCCCUAAGACCGUUGUAGUCAUUCGAACAGCCAAUGCCCAAGAGCUGGGGCCUGAGGUGAGCCUUUUCAACAGUGACUGGUACAAUUUUCAGCUGGACACCAUCCUCCGGAAGAUGUUCUCAGGGGUUGGAGUGUAUCUCGUUGAUGCCUGGGAGAUGACCUUGGCUCAUUAUUUACCCCACAAGCUACAUCCAGAUGAAGUUAUUGUGAAGAACCAACUGGACAUGUUUUUGUCCUUUGUGUGCCCCGUGGAGACCUAGCCCGCCCUGGAGGGGACUGGAGGAAUCACAUUACCUGUGUUACAGGAAGUUUAUGGCUGGCCCCAUGGAGAGAUAGCUGCUAGUGACAUGUACAAAAUUUCAAAAGGAACUGGACUUUAUAUGAGACUUCUAAGGAGCUUAGAAAAUGCAGGUUGCAUUUAUAUCUACCUACAGGAUUUUUUUCCAAUCUUUACAUAGCCAUUGGAGAAUCAUUAUUAACAACAUCUACGCACUGUAUUUUUCUUGUAACCAAAGAUGCUAAUGAGUAUAUUUGAAUUAGCCUCUCUUGAGAGGGGAGAGUGCUGUGCUAAAAACUGUGAGACCUAUUCUGACCUAAAUGGUUGGUAGUGAAGUGUUUGUAGCUUAUCUGGUAAAGGAGAAUGAGCUUAUCUGUAUGAACAGCACAGUUGAUCCAUCUUUGGUGGGAUGAACUAAUGAGGCUUCUGGUCAGUGCCUCCUGUAACACACUGAAGACUGCUGUGUCUUGGGAGUUUCUCUUGAUGAUCCACCUUUUCUGAGUUGCCUUUCAGGCUGGAAUCCUUGCUCAGAUUUUUCUAGUGAGAAUAUUUACAAUAGUCUGCAUUUAUCUAGGAAAGAAGCAGAAGGAAAGUAUGAAAACAGUACACAAAAUCUGUGUGUCGAAUUGAUACUUGCACUGGGGGAUUGUUACUUAUUUCAGCUGAAUUUUACAUGAUGAAUACUUUAAAAUAAUCACUUUUGGAACUGGAAGGGGGAAUCUAUAAAUGGAAAUUUAUUUUUGUGUUUUGAAGUUUGAGGGUUUUAAGAACUGCAUUUUAUGUAAAGAUUGUUUAUUAUAAAGUUGUAGAAGUUACUUGCAUCAAUUUAAAGUGUUUCUUUUUUGGUUGUUAUUUUGAAUUGCAUACCAACAUUAGAAAUUAAAAUCUAAUUAGAAUCUAAAGUUCAAUAUUGAGAUCUAGAACAGAUUUUAUUGAUUUGAAUGUAAGGUACACACAUUCUCUCAUGCUUGAAGUAAAAAGCUGCUAUUCCUACUGCUAUCUUAAAA
Molecule: messenger RNA, 4251 nt
Organism: Neogale vison (American mink)
Lineage: Eukaryota; Metazoa; Chordata; Mammalia; Carnivora; Mustelidae
Gene: NXPE3
Product: neurexophilin and PC-esterase domain family member 3
Exons: 8
Coding region: 1548-3227 (559 amino acids)
Source: RefSeq, a predicted model, not a curated record